AUGUUCGCCGGUAGUAGCACCUCGGCGAAUACGAUCGUCUUCCCGAUCUGGGUGUUCGUUCACAACCAGGAUGUUUACAAGAGAAUCAAGGCGGAGCUGCGACAACUGAUCCCGAAUUCACAGGGUGUACUCGAUAGAACGGCCGCGAAUAAGUUUCCGUAUACGAACGGCGUUAUCAUGGAGGAGAUCCCGAGCAGUCAGCCCCGUAUUGCAGUUGACGACUUUGUGACGAUCGUUCGUGUCCAGAACUAUUCAAUCCACCAGAACCCCAACAUGUUCCCCAACCCGGACGCCUUCAUCCCGGAGAAACGGCUCGGUGAGUACUCGCUCAGACAACGAGCGGUGUUCAACGGCUUUGGAAUGGGCUCUCGAGCCUGCAUUGGGAGCAAGUAG
Fonsecaea erecta is the source of this 393-nucleotide messenger RNA. RefSeq lists its product as hypothetical. Lineage: Eukaryota; Fungi; Ascomycota; Eurotiomycetes; Chaetothyriales; Herpotrichiellaceae. The transcript is spliced from 2 exons. The record is from RefSeq and is a predicted model, not a curated record. Gene Ontology annotation, molecular function: heme binding; monooxygenase activity; oxidoreductase activity, acting on paired donors, with incorporation or reduction of molecular oxygen. The coding region runs from base 1 to 393 and encodes 130 amino acids.